Molecule: messenger RNA, 1369 nt
Organism: Hypoxylon fragiforme
Lineage: Eukaryota; Fungi; Ascomycota; Sordariomycetes; Xylariales; Hypoxylaceae
Exons: 1
Cellular component (GO): outer membrane
Source: RefSeq, a predicted model, not a curated record
GAUGUCAGCCGCAGACUACUACGGAAACAACAACGGCGGUGGCUAUCCCCAGAACUACAACAACAGCCCCUCCCCAUACCCAUCUCAAUCCCAAUACGCCCCCUCCCCAUCCCACUCCCCGUACCCCCCACAGCCCACCUACGCGAACGGCGCAUCCCAUUCGCCGUACCCAUCGCAAUCCACCUACGCCCCGUCGCCAGCAGGGCAACAAAACAACUAUCUCGCGCCCUACCCCGCGCAGUCCCAGUACGCACGGCCCGGCUCCGCACACUCGGAUGCCGGAUACCCGCCGCCGCCCUACCCGGACGAGAAGCACCAGCGCCCUGGCGCCUCGCCGUAUGAUGGCGGGCGUCCCCACUCCGCGGGUGCACAGUCGCCGCAGCAGCAGCAGUACCAGCACGAUCCGAACCAUCCGCAGAGUGGCGAAGGCGAGGACGGCGAAAGAGGGCUAGGCGCGACGUUGCUUGGUGGCGGAGCGGGCGGGCUGCUGGGGAAUAAGUUGGGGAAGGGGAAGCUGGGUACGUUGCUGGGGAGUGCGGUGGGUGCGGUGGCGGCGAAUAUGAUUGAGGGGAGGAUGCAGAAGAGGCAUGAUGGUCAUGUUAGUGGGCAUGGGCAUGGGCAUGGGCAUGGGCAGCCGCAGUAUGCGCAGGGAGGAUAUGGGUAUGCACAGCCGCAGUAUGCGCCGGCGGGCUACGGGUAUGGGCAGCAGUCGCCUUCGCAUCAUGGGGGUUCGCACUCCGGGCAUUCGAGUCACUCGGGGCAUCAUGGACACCACGGGCAUCACAGCCACCACGGGCAUCAUGGGCAUCAUGGUCAUCAUAGCCCGGGGGGUUGGUAAACGAAGACAGAAAAGAAAAGAAAAGAAAAGAAGAAAAAAAAAGGAGAAAUACGGAUACUAGAUUGAUUGAUGAGGGGGUAACGAAAGCGAGGACGAUGGAUGAUGGCGUUAUACCUAGGUUAGGUGGUUUGGGCUUGGAUUUGGGUUUGGGUAUGGAUUCACUUGCACUUGUAAUUGUUUCCUGGAUCGGCUCUCCUCUUCACGGUUAUUUUAAAUUUUUGGUUGGGUUCGGUAAGGGGGUUGGAUGAGAAUGACGAUGGUGAUGGCCAAACGAUACGAUAUGAUGCCUCGAUGGUCCUUGAUGGGAGUGCCGAUAUGUUAUGCGGAGUACGUCAUACGUUACACGUUUUUGGUAUGGUACAGCAUGUGUGCCCAGGUGUGUAUGCUUUAUGAAUAUACUUUACGAGAAUGCUUUAUGGGGUGCUGGCUGGAUGAAAGGUCGGACUUGGUUAAGCCGAGCUACAGAGUACGAGAUAGAGUAGGUACCUACGAGAUAAAUAUACCCAACGAUAAUCCUACAGAUUGCCCCUA